Molecule: messenger RNA, 446 nt
Organism: Babesia bovis T2Bo
Lineage: Eukaryota; Apicomplexa; Aconoidasida; Piroplasmida; Babesiidae
Exons: 1
Coding region: 14-430 (138 amino acids)
Source: RefSeq, a predicted model, not a curated record
UAGUAUAAUAAGUAUGAGCGGUGGUAGCGGAGCACACCAUUCUUCUAUCUCUGGUAUACCAGGUUUUGGUACUUUUAAGCCGGAUUCUGCAUGGCAACGCGCGAUCGCGAGUAAUGCCGGUCUUUACACCUACCCUCAUUCUGGGAGCGGUAGCGGCAUCUCUGAGACCCAGUUUGCUAAUAUAGUACGUGCUGAUGACCCUAAAUCGGCCUGUAACCCUCUAUUGAUUGAGGAGUUUCGUUGUCUUAAGAGGAACGGCUUUGGAACUGACAAUGGCCGUGCCGCUACAAAGUGCGUGAAGUGGUAUAAUGAGUGGAUGCAGUGUAAAUGGGAUGAGGAGAAGAUGCGUUUUGGUUAUAAUUACCUUGAGGAUCUGCCAGCUCGCAAGCACAAGGCCUAUAUCGCUGCUCCUGACUUCCAAUAUUCCUGAUCCCAUUGUUACGUGG